This is a messenger RNA of Orycteropus afer afer, 2964 nucleotides long. It is a transcript of the gene SPATA31G1, whose product is annotated as chromosome unknown C9orf131 homolog. The transcript is spliced from 4 exons. NCBI's taxonomy places the organism in Eukaryota, Metazoa, Chordata, Mammalia, Tubulidentata, Orycteropodidae. The coding region runs from base 1 to 2964 and encodes 987 amino acids. The record is from RefSeq and is a predicted model, not a curated record.
AUGGAAUUGUUGCCAGAGGGGCUUUUCAGGGCUGUGGGAGACAUGGGGCUUCUGUGGGGCCAGGUGGCCAACGUCCUGGCCUGCAGACACUGUGGCAACAGCUGCCUCCAGAGUCCUGGGAACUUGAUGACCCUCUUCUUAUUCAUAGUUUGGCAAAUCCGGAGGUGGCGGCAGCAGCUUGGGAAGUGGCCACAGCUUCAACUCUGGUGCUCUUGGGACAUGAUGCAAAGCAAGGGCCUAUCACUUCUGUCCCAUGUAGCUUUCCCUGGCCGCCCGUGGAAGCAAAAGUCAGAAGAGGAGGAAGAGGAGGAGGAAGAGGAAGAGGCUGCACCUGCGGGUCCACUGAAGCCAUAUUCUCCUCUCAGAGAAGUUCCGAGUGGGGAACAAAGCACCCUAACCACACCUCAGCCAGUCUGGGGUUCUGAGGCCUUCCCCACGUCCUCACGGACACCAGAGCAAAUAUCCACACAGCCCCUAAACCCUUCCAGAUCCUUCCCCACCUUCCAGAUCCUGACCAACCUACCAGUGAGGCACACGACAGCGUCAGGAAGCCAUGUGGAGCAGAGAAAAAGCCUGUUCUUCUGGGGUCCCCCCUCUCUGCACAGUGAACUCUUAGAGGCCACGUACCUGUGCUCAGGUGGCCCCUCUUCUCUACAUUUGUCUGCUAGUCCUUCCAUCUUCUUCAACAAGUUGUCUUUGCUGCCUAAGCCCAACCUGCUGCUUCCCCAGCACUACCCCCAAACCCAGCUUCCUAGCCCUCAAGUCCAUACUGUGGAAGACCUGGAAGGGCUGGCCCCUGGUUCUCAGCCACCCUCCCCUGCUGUCCUAUCCUUGGCCCUCCUCCAUCCCCCCAUGACAGAGCCUCAAGAAACAAGUGCCCUGGGAGAUCCACCUGGUUAUGAAACUCAACAGAGAACCACGAAACAAAAAGAGAGCCGUCAAGCUUCUGAGCCCCCAAUGCCAGCCCCCUGCCAAGCUCCAGAUUCUCUCUCAGAACCCCAGAAAGUCAACCCUAAAGGAAGCCUUUCUUCACCUAAGGCCUUCUGGGGAACCUUGGGGCAGAGAGAGAAUCCUCAGGCCUCCGAGUGUCCGGUGCCAGUCCGCUGUCUUCCCCCAGCCCCAGGGCCAGAACUCCGUGGAGGCGUCACCCUGGGAAAUCCGUCUGGAUAUGAGGCCUCAUCAGGAUGCAGAGAAAACUCAGGAAACCCCUGGGUCGUUGAACCCACAGAGUUCGACCUCAACCCAUGCUCAGUUCCUCUGCCAGGAAACCAUGAAACCAGUCUUGCAUGUUUUCCAUUAGGAUCUGAGGCCCCGUGGAAGGACGUAAAGAGAAGAGAAAAUCUUCGGGUCUCUGAAGACCCAGUUUCACCUCCCCACCCUCCCUCCUCUCUGCUGGAGUCCACAGGAAUGGAACCCCAGGGAGUCCUGCCUGAGUCCGAAGCUUUGUGGGAGACCAUGGGGAACAGAGACAACCUCUGGGCCUGUAAGUCCCCAGCCCCUGCAGGCAGUCUCCCUCUAGCCCCGCUUCUAGAGACAGACAGAAUGAAUUCUGUGGGAGGCCUCCCAGGACUGGAAGCUGCGUGGAAGGACACUGGGCCUCCGUCUCUGGUCCUCAGCCCACCCCCAACUCCUGUACUGGAGUCCUUCGGAUCAAGCCCCACAGGGGCCCUGUUUGAUCCUGAGAUUACUUGUGGGGUCAUGCAACAGAGGAAGGACUCUUGGACCUCGGAGCUUCCAGCUGGCAGCUUAGACCAAGACCCACGUGGAGCCAGCCCGCAAGGAAUCCUGUCAGACGCUGGGCUUGUCCGGGAGGUCGUGGAGCAUGAAGAGAGCUGCUGUGCUUCUGCGCCUCCAGUGAGGAAGCCCAGUACAGCCCCAAACUCUGUGUCAAAGUCCCACAGAAUCGCGGCUACUGGAGAUCAGCGGGUCUCCACGCCUGAGGGCUUGGUAGAGCAGAGAGAAGACCCAUGGGCCACGGAGCUGCUGGCCUUGGCCCACAGCUCACUCUCCGCCCCCCCAGCAGGGCUGCACACCGCCCCUGAGUGUGUGUGGAGAAACGUGCGAGGGGUGGCCUCCCAGGCCUCCAGCCCCCGCGCAGGGGACCCGCUGCAGCCGGUGCUUGGGCUCCCCACUCUCGCUGAGGCCCUGAAGACGAAGCCCAGCCAGCCUGACCCACUCCAGGGAGAGGGAGCCCCGGAGGCUAAGGCAGAGACCCCACCCUCCUGGGACAAGGCUGUCCCAGAGAGGCCCACCCACCUGGUCCAGGCCUGGCACUGGAGUAGGGCGUUGGAACGGAGGCUGAAGGACCUGCAGCAGAGCUCUGCUUCCUCAUCCCCCGGCCAGCGCCGACCACUUGGCAGCUCUCCUGCCCCCAGCCCUCCUACUCCAGGCUCCUGGGAAUACUCUUCCUGCCCCCCACAGCAGACUCGGCCUCCCAACCCGUGCCCCUGCUCUUCAAGUUGCCAUUUCCAAGAAGCUCAGGGCACAGCACCUCAGCCUAUCUCCCACUGUCAACACCCGCAGUCCAUUGCCCAGCCUCAGUCACCAGGGUCUGGCAGAACAAGACAAAAUUCUCAGCGAGAGCAGAGUAUGAAGAGGAAUAUGGUGGCCCGGGUCGCCUCCCAGGAGCCAGGUGUUUACUUGGCAGCUGGUAACAAGUGUCCAAGCCUAGGAGCGCCCUCAAACCCUACGGUUCCAGCUUCGGACAAGAGGCAGAACAAGGCUUCAGCCAAGAACACGGAGCAUCCCAAGAAACCCAGAUCAGGAGACCACGGAGGAGGGGAUGCGAAAUUGAGGUCCUCCAGGGUCACAGGAGCGAGCCAGCUUGCCCAGGCCAAAGCACCCGUGGAGGGCCCUGUCGGCAGGCUGUCCCGAAGGAUACUGCUGACCAAGGGUGAGGAUGCAGGAGGCAAGCUGGUGCGAUCCCACUUCCUCCAGGAUUUCACAUUCAGAAGAGGGCCUUAG